Adineta steineri is the source of this 387-nucleotide messenger RNA. The record is from the annotation of a GenBank genome assembly. Lineage: Eukaryota; Metazoa; Rotifera; Eurotatoria; Adinetida; Adinetidae.
AUGGACUAUUCAUUGUAUCCAACAAUACCUGUUCUAAUAGAACGAUCAAAUUUAGAUCAAAAAUGGGGUUUUCGUCUUCAAGGUGGAGUUGAUUUUCGGUUACCAUUAUCAAUUAAAAAGAUAAUACCAAAUACACCAUCACACAAUAAACUUUAUCCAGGCGAUGGUCUAAUGUUUAUUGAUGGACAAGAUGUAAGCACAAUGAAACAUGAAGAUGCACAAUAUAUAAUGCGUAAUUCAUUACGUUUACAACUUAUUCUUCGACGUGGUCUUCUUAAUACAGUUCGACCAUCAAAAGCAUCUGUUAAAUUUGCUCCGGGACCUAAUCCACGUGUCAAUCCAGCAUUAUACAAUACUACAACACCAAAUAACUAUCGUCGUUUUUAA